This is a messenger RNA of Diaporthe citri, 1239 nucleotides long. RefSeq lists its product as uncharacterized. Lineage: Eukaryota; Fungi; Ascomycota; Sordariomycetes; Diaporthales; Diaporthaceae. Gene Ontology annotation, molecular function: ATP hydrolysis activity; ATPase-coupled transmembrane transporter activity; ATP binding. The transcript is spliced from 2 exons. The record is from RefSeq and is a predicted model, not a curated record. Gene Ontology annotation, biological process: transmembrane transport. Gene Ontology annotation, cellular component: membrane. The coding region runs from base 1 to 1239 and encodes 412 amino acids.
AUGAGCAACAUCUCCUCCGCCGCGGCCUGCUGGCCAACCGCCGACGAGAGCUUCGGGCCUGUCGUCCAGGACUGCAGGGGGGACUUUGACUUCACCAUCGCCUUCGAGCAGUACCUCUUCUCCAUCCUCCCCGCGUGCCUCCUUAUCAUCGCAGCCCCUCUCCGCCUGAGACAUCUCAGCAAGUCGCCCUCCGUGGUGGUGGCGGGCAAUACCUUCAGGCUCAUCAAGCUCGCCGCCGUCGCCGUCUUCUCCGCCCUGCAGCUCUCGCUCCUGGCCCUGUGGGCCGCCCAGCCCGGCGCCCUCGGCCGCCUGAUCACGCUCGCCGAGAACCUCAAGAUCCUCAUCCAAUUCUGGACGUCCCUCGAGACUUCCAUCGGCGCCGUGGCGAGGAUCAAGAACUUCAGCGAGGAGACGCCCGACGAGCGGCUGCCGGGCGAGGACCAGGAGCCGCCGCGGGACUGGCCCGCCAGGGGAGGCAUCGAGAUCAGGGACCUCUCGGCGGGCUACGGCGAGGACCUCGGGCUCAGGGCCCUCGACGGCGUGGCGCUGAGUAUCCGGCCCGGCGAGAAGGUCGGCGUCUGCGGGCGCACGGGCAGCGGCAAGUCGAGCCUCCUGCUGUCGCUUCUGCGCCUGCUCCCCAGCACGCGCGGCUCGGUCGUCGUCGGCGGGGUGGACCUCGCCACCCUCCCGCGCGACACGGUCCGCUCGCGGCUAAUUGCAGUGUCGCAGGACCUGUUCUUCCUCCCCGGCACCACGCGGCAGAGCCUGGACCCAUGUGGGAGCGGCGGCGAUUCCACCACCAGCGGCGCGGAUGACGCCCGCCUCGAGGCGGUGCUGCGGCGCGUGGGGCUCUGGGAGGCCGUCGCGGAUGCGGGCGGGCUGGGCGCCGAGUUCGACGAGGCCAGGCUCAGCCACGGGCAGCGGCAGCUGUUCUCGCUCGCGCGGGCGCUCCUGCGGCGAAGGGGCGACGGGGGAGUUGUCCUCCUGGACGAGGCGACGAGCAGCGUCGACGCCGGGACGGACGCGCUGGCGCAGAGGGUCGUGCGGGAGGAUUUUGCAUCGCACACGGUCGUGUCGGUGGCGCACCGGCUCGAGACGAUUGUGGACUUUGACCGGGUUGUGGUACUGGAGAAGGGGUGCGUCGCUGAGGAGGGCUGCCCGCGGGAGCUGCUUGCCCGUCCUGGGAGCCGGUUCAAGGAGCUGUGGGAUGCGAGUCGCCGAGCUGGACGGGUGGAAUGA